AUGGCUCAUCCCUCGUCCAGCAAAGUGCUGAUAUUCGAUGUGGAAAACAAAGACGAACUCUAUACCGCGCUGGUGGGCGAGUUAAGGCGGCACAAUAUAAAAUAUCGCAAGGAUAAAAUAUCGAAAGCGUCCCAGGAUAAAGGAAAAUGCCGGCGAAUCUUCAACGCAGCACUACACACACAGGAGCUAACGGAUGUGAUUUUGGCAAACGGUGGCAUCGUACAGAUUCCGCUUUUCGUGUCCAACGCUUGCCAGUUCAUACUGGAAAAAGUCAACAGCGAAGGUCUGUUCCGGAAAACGGGCUCGGCAAAACGGCAGCGAGAUAUAAGGGCCAGUUUGGAAGCGGGAGAACCGUUAGGACGCUCGUACGAUGUCUUCGAUGUUGCCAAUUUGCUGAAAACGUUCUUUCGUGACCUGCCUGAACCGUUGUUACCCUGCGGCAACAUCCAGGAGGCCCUGCUCCGUUGCCUGAUCGGAGAGCAGAAAGUUCAGAAGCUACUAAUGACCUGCCUACUGCUGCCCUCACUGACCCUGAACACACUGGCGUUCUUCAUGCAAUUUCUGCACACGGUCUCGCAACACUCGGCCAAAAACAAAAUGACCAUCAAAAAUCUGGCCAUUCUCAUCACACCGAAUCUGAUGCCUUUCGAGCAGGACCAGAAGCGUAUGGCUAGCAAUCAGCAGGUGGUACAGCUGCUGAUAGAAAACUCACAGCAAAUAGGGCUCAUUCCGGAGGUGAUCUUGCGCCAGCUGAAAGACGAUCCUGUCGCUGGUCGUGAUGCGAGCGUCCUGAUGGCCAGCAGUGUGACCGAUCGGAAGAAGAAAAAACGCAGAAGUGGUUCCUUAACGCGCAUGUUCAAUGGUUUCCGCAAGAUCGUCGGUGCCAUCGGCUCGUCGGAGAAUCUGGACAAAACGGACGAACUGAGUGAACCGGAUCCGACGACGGGUUCGGCUGUAAUCAUGGGUACGCCUUGUUUGAGUAAGUCGGCCAAGAAGCGUAAGGUCACGGAUGGAAUACCGUUCAGUGUUAAGAAAAAGAAAGAAGUGACUGCACUGUUUCCGGACACCAAGGACCUACUACCGUGCACCCCGACGGUGGUUAUAAAAGAGGUUAAGAAGAGCAGGCUGAGUCUGGGUGGUGGGAAAAAGCCGAGCAAAAUGGUGCAAAGGCUACUGCCAUCGGGCUCGAUACCGUCGAUUGCGGAGAAUAAACCAAUGGAGCGGCGCUGGAGCGUAGUUGGUGCACCGUGGGGUCGUAAAAAGCAACAGACGAACCGUAGCAAACAAUCGGCAGGCGAUGAUACAGAGGUGGAGACAAGGGAUCCAUCCGGCGCAAAGACGGAGGAUGAAUUUGAACCAGACGAGGAAGACAAAACGCUGCUCGGCCGGCGAGCCGGAUUACGUAUGUCACCCGUCAUUUCAAUGCCAUGUCUGACCGGGGCCGAUGGUUUGUUUAAACUGGGAGCCACAUCACGGCCCACCGAUGAGCACGAUGGAUCGGAAGAUUUCCUCAACAUCCGGCGCAGUGAAUAUGAAGCGAUCAAGCAGCGGAUGGAUGUGAUUGAGACGACCAUUUCACAGGAGUUCCGUAAUCUUGGGCGAAGCGAUGACGAAGUGCUGCUGGAGGAUGUGGAGGAUCAGUAUCGCCAAACGCUCGAACAUACGGAACCGAUCGAGGCCACUUGCUCAUCGACUGAUCAGUUGGCGAAGCGAUUGAGUCGCGAGCUCAAGAUAAGACCAAAUGGCGAGCACAAAGUUAUACGAUCACCGAGUGCCCGAAAGAUUGGAACGUUACGGCGACGUAGCCGCGAAGCGGUACGCUUAUCCCGUAACCAAUCGUGGCACAUCGGAAACGGUGGAGGCCUGGCCGCCCGAGAUGGCAAUGCGACGGUCGAUCUUUCCUUCUACCCCAAACCGACGGUGCUGAAGCGUGGUCGACAUCCUCCAGCACCAGCGGAGGGCAGCGAGGCAAUUUGCACUUUACCUUUGGAAGGUUCGCCCGCACCGAUGAUGGUGUGCCGGCCACCGAAGCAAAACAAAUCGGAACCAUCGCCGACAAUGGCGGCGGGUUCAAACUUUACCGACGAGGAAAAGGAGGAGAAAUGGAUGAAUGCCGAGAGCUACUUUGAACACAACAACGUGACUCCGACGGCGACCAUGAUGGACACCACGGUUGAUUUUCUAACGCCGGCCAAAGCACUGUCACAGGAUGAUACAUUCCGAACGCCCGAAAAGAACUCGAGACGAUCGUCGUUGCGGUCAGCUUCACGCCAGCCGUCCGCAUCGUCUUCCUCCUCCUGCUAUGUGACCCGGAUUGAGGUGAACACUCAAAAUGUCACCAAAACGCCCAUGCUACCGCCCGUCGUUCCACCGCGUCCGCUAAAAACACCGGGCCGAACACCCCGAUUGCCACCGAGGACACCCAGCAGCUGCAGUGGUGCGGUCACCGGAAUGCCGAGUAUGCUGUUGAAAACCCACAUGACGCCAUUGCAGGAGGCCCAGAGUGGCCGUGCAUCGAUCGCACGCAUUCGUAGUCAAAACGCUGGGAUGGUCGCGGCCAAGGCAAAACUGUUCGAUGGCAUGGUAUCCGGGGACACGAUCGCCGCAGUUUCUACGAAACGUGCGCCUCCAACGACGGUAAAUAUGGUUAAUCGACGGCAGAGUGCCAAGUUCCGUGCGGCUACUGUCGCCAUACCAUUGGCCGGUUCACCGUUGGCCUGCGAUACACAGUUGGCCCAGCUGCGGCAGAUACAGAAGCUGCGUUCGGCCUCGGCGCACAGCAACAAACCGCGUAGUCCCCGUAGCACGACGCCACGGAAACGCGCGUUUACGAAAUCCGCACAUCACCAUCACGGUGGUACGGGUGCCAUCAAUCGUCGCGAAAAGCUCCGUCAAAUCGCUAAAGGUCCGCCCGGAGUCGUCGGGGCGGGAGUUUCGGCAAAGGUACUCAAUUCACCGCGCCUUAUGCGCCAGUUGCAGGAGAACGUGCUGCAGCAGCAGUUACUUAUGGGGAGCAACGGUUGCCACUCCCCAAGCAGUAAGUCCGAUGGAGUAAGUUCCUCAACGACACCUCACAUCCGCCAUCAGCUGCUGCGGAACUCGCCACGACGCAUUCUUGCAGCAACUCCGCAUCGCGACAACCGUAACGCAGCCGUUGGCGAAAGGUUACGGACUCCGAUGAAAGCUACACCACUGUCCCGAUUCUCUAUCGUACAGCCCACCGGUGACCCGGGUGCGGCCUCCAACGCCGACGCCGACGAUCGUACUCCCUCACAAUCGCGUACAGCAUUCGCUCGACAGCCUCAGCUGCGGCAAAUGCGUUCUCCAAGUGCCAGUUCCGUGUUACGGACUUAA
This is a messenger RNA of Anopheles darlingi, 3354 nucleotides long. RefSeq lists its product as uncharacterized. The transcript has 5 exons. Bases 1 to 3354 code for a protein of 1117 amino acids. Gene Ontology annotation, biological process: signal transduction. NCBI's taxonomy places the organism in Eukaryota, Metazoa, Arthropoda, Insecta, Diptera, Culicidae. The record is from RefSeq and is a predicted model, not a curated record.